AAUCGUGGGCAAAGAAAGUGGAUGCUUCCACCGUGUCUCUCCUUUAUUUGUUCCACUAAUUGUUGAGUCCCUCUCUUUUUCUCUUUCUCUACGCUUUAGAGUUUAGACUCUAUAGUCUGGCUGGGUAUUGUAAGCACAGUUUCUAGAUUUAGUUAUUGUGAUUGGCCUAACAUCACUCACCCACACCCACCCCACCCUCUCUCUUUACUUUCAUACUCCUUUCUCAUCUUCAUGUCUCAACACCUCUGAGUCCAUGCCAUAGUGUCAACUACUUUACCUUUUUCUCUCUCAUCUUCACUACUUUUUUCUUGGGACACAGACUCAAACACCAACACAGCCUUCAUGGCUGAUGCCACCAAGUACGUUCCCAUCGGUGGUGGUGGCGGUGGCGGUGGCAACCUCGCCACAGACCUCAAGAGCCUCUCCUCCAUUCUCAAAACAAGAAAAACACUCGCUUUUGCCUAUGCCUCCAUGCUCGCCUUCGUCGCUUUCACUCUUUUCUUAGCCUUUUCUCCUUCUCCAAACGCUUCCUCUCCUUGGUUCUCCAACAUCUUCUCUUCAACAUCUACCUCAGACGCUAACUACGACCCUCAAAUUCCAAACAUUUUCUCUUUCCUUUUCCCAAACACCACUAACUCUUCUAGAUCUGCCAAUGCCAACACAACCACACCAACCUCUUUGCAAAACCAAACCCAAACCUUACUGAAUUCAUCCCAAGAUGCAUUUCCUGUUCCUAUUCCAAGCACAAACCUGACCAAAAUUUCUCACGCACCAACUUUGGUGGUGAAGUCACCACCCCUUGAUGUCAAAAAUCUCACUUUUAACCCCAUGACCACAAAUCAAACUACAAAUGUUACUGCAUCCGCACCUACACCUGCACCUGCAACCAGUGUUUCUCGAAGUUCCCCUCUCCAGAGUGUUCCUCAUCAGAACUCUAGUUUUAAUUCUUCGGUGAAGGGUGUUGUGGCGAAUAAUAAUUACACGGCUUCUCUGGCGAGGAAGCAGAGCAAUGGGAACAAUCACUCUAAGGGGAAGGAUGAAUUGAUGGAGUCUAUGAUCAAGUGUGAUUUUUUUGAUGGAGAAUGGGUUAAGGAUGAUUCAUAUCCUCUCUACAAGCCAGAUUCUUGCUCUUUGAUUGAUGAACAGUUCAAUUGUAUUAGGAAUGGAAGGCCUGAUAAAGAAUAUCAGAAAUAUAAGUGGAAACCCAAAGGGUGCAGCCUCCCAAGGUUGGAUGCCCAUCGAAUGCUGGAUUUGUUGAGAGGGAAAAGAUUGGUUUUUGUAGGCGAUUCGCUCAAUAGGAACAUGUGGGAGUCUCUGAUUUGCAUAUUGAGAAAUGCUGUGAAAGAUAAACACAACGUUUAUGAAGCCAAUGGCAGGGUUCAUUUCAGAGGGGAAGCCUCGUAUUCAUUUAUAUUCAAGGAUUAUAAAUUCUCCGCGGAGCUUUUUGUGUCUCCGUUUUUGGUUCAAGAAGGGGAAAUGACUGAUAAGAACGGGACAAAGAAGGAAACACUUCGUCUCGAUUUAGUUGGUCAAUCUUCAUCUCAAUAUAAAGAUGCAGAUAUUCUCAUCUUCAACACUGGUCACUGGUGGACUCAUGAUAAAACUUCUAAAGGGAAGGACUAUUACCAAGAAGGUAGCCAUGUGUACGCUGAAUUAAACGUUCUUGAGGCAUUUCGAAAAGCUAUAACAACUUGGAGCAGGUGGGUUGAUGCCAACGUAAAUCCAUCCAAGACCGUGGUCUUCUUCAGAGGCUAUUCUGCAUCCCAUUUCAGUGGUGGACAAUGGAAUUCAGGUGGACAAUGUGAUAGUGAAACUGAUCCAAUUGACAACGAGAAGUACCUAAAUGAGUAUCCAGAUAAGAUGAAGGUUCUGGAGAAGGUGCUAAAGAAUAUGAAAACUCGCGUGACCUACCAAAACAUCACUAGAAUGACGGAUUUCAGAAAAGAUGGUCACCCCUCAAUAUAUAGGAAGCAAAAUCUAUCACCUGAGGAAAGAAAAUCACCAUUGAGAUUCCAAGAUUGCAGCCACUGGUGCCUUCCGGGUGUUCCUGAUUUGUGGAAUGAAAUUCUCUAUGCUGAACUUCUAAUGAGAGAGUAUCGGAAUAAGCAUGAGCAGAAGAGAGCAUAGGUAACAAAUGAGUUAUAAGGUGAAACAGAAGCAAAUGCAAUCUACUACCAUUUUUGUUCCCACGCAUAUUGAAUUCAGGAUAGUGAAAGUAAGAAACCAUACAGAAAAUGCCUUUUCUAUUUUAUUUAAAGGUUCAAAAAGUGAAGUGAAACGAUAAAUAUAUAUAUACAGAAUUGAGAGAUGUGAGUACUGUGCAAUAAAAUUGUUCAUAUGAAUGACAUAAAUUGGUGAGGAGAGGAGAGGAUAAAAUAUGAGGGUGGUUUUGUUUUUCAUUGUAAAAUGUAAACCAUCCCUUCUUUUGCAUCUUCAUUGUAUUCUAGCCUGAAAGGCUGAUUCCUCUUGUAAAUCUAUAAUCAAAUAGAUUUUAUUUAUUAUAAUCAAUUUAUUGAGAUGAACUGUUUCAGGCCUUCA
Molecule: messenger RNA, 2538 nt
Organism: Cajanus cajan (pigeon pea)
Lineage: Eukaryota; Viridiplantae; Streptophyta; Magnoliopsida; Fabales; Fabaceae
Gene: TBL1
Product: trichome birefringence-like protein (DUF828)
Cellular component (GO): Golgi apparatus
Molecular function (GO): O-acetyltransferase activity
Source: RefSeq, a predicted model, not a curated record